CCUUAGGGCCCCUCCCACCCCCACUCCAGAUAAGGCCAGCCUGGGACUGCUUCCCUGGGCAGUAGGCACUAGGGCUGGAAUGGGGCCGUCGGGCUCCCCAUGGCAAUGGGGGCUGCUGCUGCUGGGGCUGCUGCUCCCCUCUGCCACCCCCUUCUGGCUUUUCAAUGUGCUCUUCCCCCCGCAUACCACGCCCAAGGCUGAGCUCAGUAACCACACACGGCCCGUCAUCCUCGUGCCCACAGUGCCUGGCUGCCUGGGGAAUCAACUGGAAGCCAAGCUGGAUAAACCAGAUGUGGUGAACUGGAUGUGCUACCGCAAGACAGAGGACUUCUUCACCAUCUGGCUGGAUCUCAAUAUGUUCCUACCCCUUGGAGUGGACUGCUGGAUAGAUAACACCAGGGUUGUCUACAACCGCAGCUCUGGGCGCGUGUCCAAUGCCCCUGGUGUACAGAUCCGUGUCCCUGGCUUUGGGAAGACCUACUCUGUUGAGUACCUGGACAACAACAAGCUGGCAGGUUACAUGCACACACUAGUGCAGAAUCUGGUCAACAACGGGUAUGUGCGCGAUGAGACAGUGAGGGCCGCCCCCUACGACUGGCGGCUGGAGCCGAGCCAGCAGGAGGAAUACUACCAGAAGCUUGCUGGGCUGGUGGAGGAGAUGCAUGCUGCCUAUGGAAAGCCUGUCUUCCUCAUUGGUCAUAGCCUUGGUUGCCUACACUUGCUCUAUUUCUUGCUGCGCCAGCCCCAGGCCUGGAAGGACCGCUUCAUUGAUGGAUUCAUCUCUCUUGGGGCUCCUUGGGGGGGCUCCAUCAAGCCCAUGCUGGUCUUGGCUUCAGGUGACAACCAGGGCAUCCCGAUCAUGUCCAGCAUCAAGCUGAGAGAGGAACAGCGCAUAACAACGACCUCCCCCUGGAUGUUUCCCUCCAGAGAGGUAUGGCCUGAAGACCAUGUGUUCAUUUCCACGCCCAGCUUCAACUACACAGGCCGUGACUUCCAGCGCUUCUUUGCAGACUUGCACUUUGAGGAAGGCUGGUACAUGUGGCUACAGUCACGUGACCUACUGGCAGGCCUCCCAGCACCUGGAGUGGAAGUAUACUGUCUGUAUGGAGUGGGCCUGCCCACACCCAACACCUACAUCUUUGACCACGGCUUCCCCUACACAGACCCCGUGGGGGUACUCUAUGAGGACGGUGACGACACUGUGGCCACACGCAGCACUGAGCUCUGUGCCCGCUGGCAGAGCCGCCAGCCACAGCCUGUGCAUCUGCUGCCUCUGCAUGGGACACAGCACCUCAACAUGGUCUUCAGCAACCAGACGUUGGAGCACAUCAAUGCCAUCCUGCUGGGUGCCUACCGACGUCGUACCCCUACACCCCCAGCUGCCAGCCCAGGGCCCCGGCCCCCUGAAUAAAGACCCUCUUUUGCUCUUUAA
Molecule: messenger RNA, 1432 nt
Organism: Neofelis nebulosa (Clouded leopard)
Lineage: Eukaryota; Metazoa; Chordata; Mammalia; Carnivora; Felidae
Gene: LCAT
Product: lecithin-cholesterol acyltransferase
Exons: 6
Coding region: 80-1411 (443 amino acids)
Biological process (GO): lipid metabolic process
Molecular function (GO): phosphatidylcholine-sterol O-acyltransferase activity
Source: RefSeq, a predicted model, not a curated record